Ylistrum balloti is the source of this 2256-nucleotide messenger RNA. RefSeq names its product polyribonucleotide nucleotidyltransferase-like. Gene Ontology annotation, biological process: mRNA catabolic process; dUMP biosynthetic process; RNA processing. NCBI's taxonomy places the organism in Eukaryota, Metazoa, Mollusca, Bivalvia, Pectinida, Pectinidae. The record is from RefSeq and is a predicted model, not a curated record. The coding region runs from base 1 to 2256 and encodes 751 amino acids. Gene Ontology annotation, molecular function: polyribonucleotide nucleotidyltransferase activity; RNA binding; dUTP diphosphatase activity. The transcript is spliced from 2 exons. Gene Ontology annotation, cellular component: cytosol.
AUGAUUGAAAUUAGUGUUGAUAUUGGCGGGCGUCAACUUAUAUUACAAACUGGUAAUUUAGCGAAACAAGCAAAUGGAUCGGUGUUUGCUUGUUAUGAAGGGGUUUCCAUCCUUUCAACCACUUGUUGCUCUUCAAAAAUAAAUGAAGAUUUAGAUUUUAUACCCCUGCAGGUAGAAUAUAAUGAAAAAUACUAUGCUGCGGGUAAAAUUCCAGGCGGGUUUAUUAAACGAGAAGGAAGACCUAAAGAUAAAGAGAUACUCGUUUCCCGCCUUAUUGAUAGGCCUCUACGACCGCUUUUCCAUAAGGAUUUUAAGCGGGAAAUACAAGUAAUUCCCACAACAGUCUCUGCAGAUCAAAAAAACCCUGCUGAUGUCAUAGCUAUUUGUGCAGCUUCUGCAAGUGUAGCUAUAAGCGAUGUCCCCUUUGAUGGUCCAGUUGCUGGGGUUCGUGUAGUACAUAAUGAUGCACAGGGUUUUAUUGUAAACCCAAGUUUUGAUGAAAUACAUGAUAGUAAUUUAGAAAUUGUCGUAGCCGGUACAAGUGAAGGUAUUACUAUGGUAGAAGGUGGGGCAUCCGAAGUAAGUGAAGAGAUGUUUUUAGAGGCUAUUGAGUUCGCUCAUUCUUACAUUACUCUUAUCUGUGCUAAACAGCAAGAGCUUGCCUCCCUUGUUGGAAGAGAAAAAUUAGGUCUUGUGCAUGUCCCUUCUUUUCCCCUUGAAACAGAGAUAAUUCAGUUUGCAGAGAAUGAUAUGGAAAAAGCAUGCUUUGUAAAGGGUAAGUUAGAACGCAACAAUGCGAUAAAAGAAGUCAUACACACAACCCAGACACACUUUGAAGAUAAGCUUGAAGAAGGUGGGGAGAAAAAAUUGCUUGCUACAAUAGAUGAGCUAGAACAAAAAAUAGUAAGGAACUCUAUUCUUAAGAAAAAAUAUCGUUCGGAUGGACGGAAACCAGAAGACAUACGAGCUAUUUCUUGUCAAGUGGAUGUGCUUCCUCGUACUCAUGGAUCGUCUCUGUUUACACGGGGAGAGACCCAAGCGCUGGCUGUGGUGACCUUAGGCACCGCCCUUGAUGAACAGAUUUUUGAUGAUAUAGAUGGAGAUAGAAGAGAAAGCUUUAUGCUUCACUAUAAUUUCCCGCCCUAUUCAGUUGGUGAAGUAGGAAGACUGGGAACAGGUCGUAGGGAAGUAGGUCAUGGGCAUUUGGCGCAUAGGUCUCUUCUAUCAAUGAUGCCAAGCAAAAAACAGUUUCCUUACACCGUUCGUGUCGUUUCAGAAAUACUUGAAUCUAAUGGAUCCUCAUCUAUGGCAACUGUAUGUGCUGGUUCUCUUUCUCUUAUGCAAGCUGGUGUUCCGCUAGAAAGUGCGAUUGCUGGUAUAGCUAUGGGUCUUGUAAAAGAGGGGGAUGACUUUGUUGUGCUUUCAGAUAUUUUAGGUGAAGAGGAUCAUCUAGGAGAUAUGGAUUUUAAGGUAGCGGGCACAAAGAAAGGGAUUACAGGGUUUCAAAUGGAUAUUAAGAUCAAGAAUCUUAGUCCCGAAAUAAUGAAAAAGGCGUUACUUCAGGCAAAAGAUGGGCGCAUGCAUAUAUUGGAUAUUAUGAAUAAAACAAUGGAGAAAUCUAGUGAGGAGCUCUCUGAGUACGCACCACGCAUUGUUAAUUUUACUGUCAACCCAGAACAAAUAGGGGUUCUUAUUGGCUCGGGCGGUAAAACAAUAAAAGGGAUUAACGAAAAAUUCAAGGUACAAACAGAUAUUAGUGAUAGUGGAGUUGUUACUAUAUAUAGUCAGAAUGCGAAAAACGCAGAGCAAGCUAAAAGUAGUUUUCUUAAAUUACUGGAAGAACCAGAGAUACCUGAGUACAAAAGCAAAGAAGCAGCUGGAGCAGACCUUUUUGCAGUAAUUGAUGGCCCCAUCCUUAUUCAACCAUUUAUGAGGAUUCUUGUACCUACAGGAACGUAUCUUGAAAUUCCCAAAGACUAUGAAGGGCAAAUAAGGGCUCGUUCUGGUUUAGCGCUAGAACACGGUAUUACUGUUUUAAAUACCAUUGGCACUAUUGAUGCAGAUUAUAGAGGGGAAAUUAAGGUGCUUCUUGUGAAUGUGAGCAACGAAGAAUGCAGUAUUCAACCAAUGCAACGUAUUGCACAGCUUGUUAUUGCGCCCAUUGCAAGGGUGGAGUUUUCGAAAGUCAAUGCUAUUUCUCAGCUUGCCAAGAGUGAGAGAGAAGACAAAGGAUACGGCUCCAGCGGAUUAUUUUGA